AUGGUGUGGGUCGCAGCAGAAUGUGUGUUAUCCAUUUUAAAUAUCCAAUUCAUGUUGUGGACUCUACUUCUGGGCAUCAGCAAUGGGGAUUGUUCGACGGCCAAGUACUCUUGCGUCGAUGCAGCCGAAUGUUUAAACGCAACACAGGGCGCCCACACAUGCAAAUGUCUAUUGGGUUAUGAAGGGAGUGGAUACUCUAACGGCACCGGUUGCACAGGUAUGAUCUCCACACUUUUCAAAUUUAGAAUCGCUGGGUCUGUUUUUCAGUCACUGCCUCUUAGAUUUCCUUCACUCUUUGACGACGAAAAUGGAUGUACAGAUGUGGAUGAAUGCAGUCAAGAAGACUUGAAUGAGUGGAUCGAACCAUCGCGGGAGAAGCACUUGCCCUUGGAAAGAAGGUGGCAAAGUGUCAUAGAGACGCCAGAUGGUAUAUCAUAUGUGCAUCAUGAAGCUUCUCAUUCCAUUUCUCAUCGUGACAUAAGAUUAUCGAACAUUCUUCUAGAUGACACAUUUAAUCUAAAAGUGACAGACGCAGACUUUAGUAUUUCAGCACCAUUUUUCCUUUGGCAGAGAAGCAACCAGUUUGCAGAGAAGUAUGAUGCUUAUAUCUUUGGUGUAGUUUUGGUGGAGCUUCUCAGUGGUAUAAAACCCUCCUUGUCUGGACAAGGCAAUAUGUACACUUUAUAUGACCAUUUCCUAUCUGCAAUUAAUAGUGGCCACUUGAAUGAGAUACUAAAUCUUAGAGUAAUGGACGCAGAAGAUCAAGUGCAGAUGGAGAAUGUGACAAAUUUGGCCAAGGUAUGUUUGUAUGAGGAAGGAAGGGCAAGGCCGUCCAUGAGAGAGGUAGUGAAGGAGCUUGCUUGGAUAAGAGCAACUUCAAAACAUGCGGGAGGCUGGUUCCACACAGGCAACACUUGA
Cryptomeria japonica (Japanese cedar) is the source of this 918-nucleotide messenger RNA. Its product is annotated as wall-associated receptor kinase-like 2. Gene Ontology annotation, molecular function: ATP binding; protein serine/threonine kinase activity. The record is from RefSeq and is a predicted model, not a curated record. Gene Ontology annotation, biological process: cell surface receptor signaling pathway; protein phosphorylation. Gene Ontology annotation, cellular component: plasma membrane. The transcript has 2 exons. Bases 1 to 918 code for a protein of 305 amino acids. NCBI's taxonomy places the organism in Eukaryota, Viridiplantae, Streptophyta, Pinopsida, Cupressales, Cupressaceae.